AUGGGCAAACAAACAACCGAGAAAAACGAAAAGGCCGUCUCGCCGGCCGAUGUUGAUCCUUAUGAAGACGACGGCUGGCUUCACCUCGCUCCUCGUGACGGGAUCGGGGCUACGGUACCACGGAGCUCCGACGACGGCAAGCCGUCCAUCGCCGAGUCGGAUUUUGGCGACGACGAUGACGACCACGACCACGAUCACCAUGAAGACAUAGUUCCUGGGGGUGCUGCAGAGCCAGUACUGCUCUUCCCGGAUGAGUCCCCCGAGACCGAGACGAUCAAGGAGAACGCCGAGUCUGGUCCCUACGCCGAGCUGCUGACGGACGAGGAGACGCUGCAGCUCGACUUCGCCCCCACCGAUGCCAUCAAGUACCCAAAAUGUGUCAAGGCGGAGAAGUUGUCGGAAGACCAGCAGAAGCUCGUCGCCGUCAAUCGCUUCCUAAACUGUGACCUGAACCCAUUCUACGACGCCGGCAACAAUCUGGCGAUGAUGUUGGAGCCGGUCGACUGCAAGGAGGGCGAGGAUCCGAAACACCGCUCGAGCCCAAAAAUGCAGCACGGCUCCAAGGAGUCUGCCCCGGCGAGCAACCGCAGCCCCGAGCACUCGAUCGUCGACAAGCCCAAGCAGCUUGUCAAGAGCCUCAUGCAGGCCGUCAGCAAGAAGCCUUCCCUCGACAAGAGCAAAGAGCUGAGCAAGGACAGGACCCGGAAACUGCCCCGCGCAAAACUUGGCAACCGGCUCGACGUCCUCGAGGAACAGGAACGGGCCUUCGACGACAUGCCGACCGGCAAGGAGACGGCGAAGAGAAAAAAGAAAUCGACC
This is a messenger RNA of Mesorhabditis spiculigera, 819 nucleotides long. The record is from the annotation of a GenBank genome assembly. NCBI's taxonomy places the organism in Eukaryota, Metazoa, Nematoda, Chromadorea, Rhabditida, Rhabditidae.